AUGCUCCUCCAAGCCAUCGCCAGCUCCAUCAUGGAGCUUACAAAAAGAGAAGAAGAAGACCCUGCCGGUAAGGAGGCGCUCUCACCGAAGCAGGAGAACAAUGCAUCAUGGGCCAUCUUCAUCUUGAUACUGUUGCUCAUAAUAGCGUUCUGCACCAGCUAUACGAUGCAACAGAGAAAGAUUACGGCGAUCCAUGAGACGGUCGUUUCCAUCUUUGGCGGCAUGACUGUUGGCCUUAUCCUACGAAUUUCGGGAUUUGACUCGAUCCGCGAUCUGGUCAAUUUCAACGACCUGUACUUCUUCAACCUCCUACUGCCUCCCAUCAUCCUGUCGUCGGGAUACGAACUUCACCAAGCGAACUUCUUCCGGAAUAUUGGCACCAUCUUGACAUUUGCGUUUGCCGGGACGUUCAUAUCAGCCGUCGUCAUUGGUGUGCUGUUAUGGCUUUACACCGCCAUCUCGCUGGAGGGCCUGAAUGUGACCUGGAUCGACGCCAUCUCGGUAGGGGCGACCUUGUCGGCUACGGAUCCGGUUACCAUUCUGGCCAUCUUCAACUCGUACAAGGUUGACCCCAAGCUCUACACCAUCAUCUUUGGCGAAUCCAUCCUGAACGACGCUGUCGCCAUUGUCAUCUUUGAGUCUGCUCGGAAUGCCGGUGGCAAGGGAGGCGGCAUUGGCAUAUUCAGUCUCCUUCACGGCAUCUGGUUCUUCUUGUCCCAGUUCUUUGGCAGCUUGGCUAUCGGUGCCCUGGUUGGGGUUCUGACCGCGCUAGCGUUGAAAUAUACCUAUGUUAGGCGGUAUCCGGGCAUUGAAAGCUGCCUGGUUGUACUGAUCGCCUACGAAACCUACUUCUUCGCGGCGGCCAUCGAGAUGUCUGGCAUCGUCGCCCUCCUGUUCUGCGGAAUCACUCUCAAGCACUAUGCCUACUUCAAUAUGUCGCGCCGGACCCAACUAACAACCAAAUACAUCUUCCAAGUCCUUGCCCAGCUGUCCGAGAACUUCAUCUUCAUCUACCUAGGUCUAGCCCUUUUCACCGAGAAGAACUUGGUCUAUCAACCGCUUCUGAUCAUCGUUACCGUGCUCGCCGUGUGCGUGGCAAGAUACCUAGCUGUUUUCCCCAUAUCCAAAGCCAUCAACUGGUUCAUUCGUUAUCGCGCGCGUCGCCGAGGAGCCGCCGAGGCCGCCGACGAGUUACCUUACAGCUACCAGGCGAUGCUCUUUUGGGCGGGUCUCCGUGGUGCCGUAGGCGUCGCUCUCUCAGCGUCCUUCGAGGCCAAGGAUAGACAAGCACUCCAGGCAACAGUUUUGGUCGUCGUGGUGUUAACUGUUAUUAUCUUUGGCGGCACCACGGCCCGCAUGCUCGAGAUUCUCGGCAUUCGGACCGGCGUGACCGAGGAGAUUGACUCCGACGACGAAUUCGACAUCGAGGCCAUCGGCGGCGGCUUGUACAAGCGCUCAGACACUGGGAUCGGGUACAACCACCGUGCCGGCAGCCGCAACCGCGGAUCGGUGCUACCUCUGGACGAUGUUGGCAGAAGCGGAAACGGACCUGCUGGCAGCGGGGACAGGAACGGUUGGGCAUCCGGGCAUAGGCCGUCCAGGCUCCCUCGGCAAGGGAGUCGGAGCCGCAAGAACCCCAAGAGCGGGGAUGAGUUCGAGAGGUCGGAGCUGCUUGGGGCAUCGGGGAGUAAUACCGACUCGGAGCUGGGCAGUGAUAUUGACAUCUCGGAUCUGCCGCCGCCGGCACCCCGAUCAAGGUCAAGUCCGAUGCCUAGCGCAGAAGAUGGCGCAGGUCGGAGUGAGGGCCAAAGCAGCUCCGGCUCAAGCAGGCAAAACACUCCUUCGACGGGCGAGGGAGCCGGCCAUCAGCCACUCACGACGACUGCCACUGCCGCCAUCAGGCAGCUGUUCCGCACCGAGGACCCGUCGGCGCUGUUCCGGCAGCUGGAUGAAAACUACAUCAAACCCACGUUGCUGCUCGAUGGCGGCAGCGGGCGGGGUGGUGGUGGAGGGGGCUCAGGAUCUCAUUAG
Molecule: messenger RNA, 2031 nt
Organism: Canariomyces notabilis
Lineage: Eukaryota; Fungi; Ascomycota; Sordariomycetes; Sordariales; Chaetomiaceae
Product: sodium/hydrogen exchanger
Exons: 5
Coding region: 1-2031 (676 amino acids)
Biological process (GO): potassium ion transmembrane transport; proton transmembrane transport; vacuolar acidification
Cellular component (GO): late endosome; early endosome; fungal-type vacuole membrane
Molecular function (GO): sodium:proton antiporter activity; potassium:proton antiporter activity
Source: RefSeq, a predicted model, not a curated record